Molecule: messenger RNA, 1662 nt
Organism: Coniophora puteana RWD-64-598 SS2
Lineage: Eukaryota; Fungi; Basidiomycota; Agaricomycetes; Boletales; Coniophoraceae
Product: carboxylesterase
Exons: 11
Coding region: 1-1662 (553 amino acids)
Source: RefSeq, a predicted model, not a curated record
AUGUUCGGGACCGCCAGCUUUCUUCUGGCGUUCACCGCCGCCUUCGGUGGCACUGGCGUGUUCGCUCAGGAGGACCAGGUCGCGCCACUCGACCAGUACCCCUAUCCGGAUCCACUGAUCCGUAAUACGACCACGGGCACGUAUAACGGCUACCUCGACACAAACACGACGGGCGUGCCGCUGUACAAAUGGUACGGAAUGCACUUUGCCGCGACGACGGCGGGCGCGAACGCGUGGCGGCCCCCGCAGCCUUACGAUGUGCCCGAGGGCGUGCAGAACGCGACGGCGAUGGGCGAUGCGUGCAUGCAGGGAGAGUAUAACGCCGGCAAUGGGACGCAAAAUCAGAGCGAGGACUGCCUCUUCGUGAACGUUGUCGCACCCGUGGGCGCAACGAACUUGCCAGUAUACGUCUAUUCUUUCGGAGGUGGCUUCACGGGUAACGCAGCUUCGGACCCCAAGAUAGACGGGUCGUGGCUGGCUUCCAGGGAUAUCGUCUACGUCAGCUACAACUACCGGCUUGCGCUAUGGGCGUUCCCCAACUCGAUCGAGAUCGCCGAGGCAGGCGAGACGCAAAACCUUGCGGUCCUCGACACUCGUGCUGCUGUCGAAUGGGCAUAUAACAACGUCGCGCAGUUCGGUGGUGACCCUACCAAGAUCACCUUCGGAGGCGAAUCUGUUGGUGCAGAGAUGACGCUUUACUAUCUCAAUGCUUAUUGGGAAAACCCCCUCAUCCGCGGUGCCGUUAUGCAGUCUUCUGAUACGUCCCAACCCAUGUGGCAAACAAACAACCAGCUGGAUAUUAUCUCACGUAACGUGUCUUGCCCGACGAGUGGCAACGGUCAACUCGACUGUCUCCGCACUAAAGAUCCCUUCGAGUUGCAGGCGGUACUCAUUGAUUCUGGGGCACAAUUCCAACCCGUAAUAGACAACAUCACAGUCUUUAGGGACCCGGUGAGACUGCAGAUCACCGGGCAGACGACGAAGGUCCCGUUGCUUAUCGGGAAUAACAUGAACGAAGGCCAGACCAUCGUCAACGGUGAACCUACAUCAUACACCAACGAGACAGCUUACAUUAUGAGCAACAACUUCAACUUCCCCAUGUCGAAUAUUCCUCAAGUCCUGAGUAUGUAUCCGUCGCCGUCACCUGAGUACCCUAGCAUCAUCAACGCGACCUCGGCAAUGUGGCGGGAUGCACACAUGAUUUGUCUUUCGAGUAACCUCGCUCUCUGGCGAACACAGCUGCUCAAGCUUCCUGUAUGGCGCUACGAGUUCGCGCUCGUAGCGGAUAACUUGAAUGCAGAAGGCGCGUCUAUUGGAACGUUCCACGGCGAAGAUAUUCAGUUCGUUAUGGGCACACUCUACACCAUCGCUGACCAGGCGCCUUACAUUCCGGCUACGCCAUUCGAGUGGAACGUCUCCGACUACAUGGUGACCGCCUGGACCAACUUCAUCAAAGACCCAGAGGCGGGCCCCCGCAUUGAGGGCUGGCGCCAGUAUGACCCUGCUGACCCGACGUCGCUUGCUGUGCUGGGCAUCAGUGAAACAGGCGCGAUUCCCGGUAAUGCGAGCGACAUCGACCAUACUUGCGCGUACUGGAAUCAGAUCCUGCCGUUGUUCCCCGAGAUCUACCCUGAGUGUGGAACUUGGACGUGCGAGUCGUAA